Cornus florida is the source of this 480-nucleotide messenger RNA. RefSeq lists its product as uncharacterized. Gene Ontology annotation, molecular function: DNA-binding transcription factor activity; sequence-specific DNA binding. Gene Ontology annotation, biological process: regulation of DNA-templated transcription. Lineage: Eukaryota; Viridiplantae; Streptophyta; Magnoliopsida; Cornales; Cornaceae. Gene Ontology annotation, cellular component: nucleus. The record is from RefSeq and is a predicted model, not a curated record. The transcript is spliced from 4 exons. The coding region runs from base 1 to 480 and encodes 159 amino acids.
AUGGUUUCUAGGGAGCACAAGAGAUCAACCAUGUAUAGAAAGCUACAACUGCUGCGUUCCAUCACGAACUCUCAUGCACAGAACAAAUCCUUACUUACCUUAGACUCAUCCAAGAACACAGAAAAGUCCAGGCAGAAAGUGGAAAGACUAAAUCAUCAAAAUAUGGCAACGACACAGAUCUCCACAGCCCAAGAUCCAUUGCCUACGGUUAAAGUGGAAGCCCAAGAAGAAGGAUUUCUAAUUGAUGUGCUAUCGGAAAGAAGUUGCACAGGUUUGCUUGUUUUUGUAUUGGAAGCUUUUGAAGAGCUAGGCCUUGAAGUGUUCCAUGCUAGGGUUUUCUGCUCAGACAACUUUCAUCUAGAAGCAGUACUUGGAGGUUAUGAGAAUCAAGGACAAGCUGAGAAGAUAGAUGCCCAAGCAGUGAAGCAAGCAAUUCUACAAGCAAUUCAAAACUGGAGAGAAAGCAGUGAGCAAGAAUAA